AUGGCUGGCCGGUUCGUGCGCGCGUCCAAGUAUCGACACGUCUUCGGAAAGCCGACCAGGAAGGAGUUCUGCUACGAUAACCUCCAUAUCAGUAGGAAUGCCUGGGACACGAACCUCAUAAAGGCGAAUCCCGAGUACCUCUCCGUCAAUUGGGAGUCUGGCGGCGGCGGCGCGUUCGCGGUCAUUCCUCUCAACGAGCGCGGAAAGCUGCCUGAUCAGAUACCGCUGUUUCGCGGCCACACUGCCGUGGUGCUGGAUACGGACUGGCACCCCUUCAACGACCACAUUAUCGCAUCCGGUUCCGACGAUGGCAAGAUCUUCAUAUGGCAGGUCCCGCAGAACUUCACCCUCUUCACUGACGCCGAGGAGCCUGCUGAUGUUGCGCCCGUGAGCAAGCUGACUGGCCAUACGAGAAAGGUCGGUCAAGUCCUCUUCAAUCCCGCCGCCGAGAACAUCCUCGCCUCUGCCUCUGGCGACUACACCAUCAAGCUGUGGGACAUUGGCACCGGCCAAGCCCCACUGAAGCUCCAGCACAACGACAUCGUCCAGUCCCUUUCGUGGAACGCGAGCGGUAACCUGCUCGUAACGACCUCGAGGGACAAGAAGCUGCGCGUGUGGGAUGUCCGCCAGGAGAAGCCCGCGCACGUGGGACCAGGCCACGAGGGCGCAAAGAACAGCCGCGCUGUGUGGAUGGGCGAGCACAACCGUAUUGCGACCACGGGCUUCUCGCGCAUGAGUGAUCGCCAGAUCGCACUGUGGGAGCCCGGUCAGGACAAGCCCAUCGGUGGGUUCACGAACCUGGACUCGAUCUCAGGCGUGUGUAUGCCGUUCUGGGAUGACGGCACCAACUGCCUUUACCUUGCCGGCAAGGGUGAUGGCAAUAUCCGCUACUUCGAGUACGAAAACGACAAGUUCGAGUUCCUGUCCGAGUACAAGUCUGGAGACCCACAAAGAGGCGUUGCUUUCCUCCCUAAGCGCGGUGUGAACCUGCACGAGAACGAGGUCAUGCGCGGGUUCAAGACCGUCAACGACCUUUACAUUGAACCUAUCUCGUUCACCGUUCCUCGCCGGGCCGAGACCUUCCAGUCCGACAUCUACCCACCAUGCACAGGUCUCAAGCCUGCCAUGUCCGCGCAAGACUGGCUCUCGGGAAAGACGGGCCUGCCUGCCAAGAUCGACCUCGAGAGCGUGUACGAGGGCAAUGCUCCCAAAGAGGUCGCUGCCGACUACAAGCCUCCUUCAGCGGCACCGGCGUCCGCUCCUAGCCCUGCUGCUAAGCCUGCGCCCAAGGAACCCGAGCCGUCGCCCGUCGCUGCCCGCGCACCUCCGCCGUCCAUGGCGCAGCAGAAGGGCUCCAUGGCUGCGGCAGCGUCCAGGUUCGCUGACAAGGACGACGAGGAGGACGACGAGGCCGAGACCUCGAGCUUUGAGGAGGUGCAGAAGCCCACACCGAGAGCCUCCCUGCCCAUCCGCUCAGAACCCGCAAAGCCAGCGUCUCCCCUCAAGAGCAGCGCGCCGGCCGCCUCCAUAUCACAAGGCCAGCCUCCUUCGCCGGUCAAGGCCACACCACCAGCAGCGUCGGUGCCUCAGGCCUCCUCCUCAUCCUCUGGACUGCACACGCCCUCGGUCGAGACGUCGCUGGAGCAGAUCAAGCAGCUCAUCGAGGCCCAGACCAAGAUCAUCACGGCGCAGGGCGACAAGCUGAACAAGCAGAGCGAGGCGAUCAGCCAGCUCACGGGCGAGGUCGAGACGCUCAAGAAGAGAGUGGUUUCGGCAGGGAGCAGCCAGGACCAGGUCGAGAGGAUCCGUCAGCUGGAGCUAGAGCUGGAAGAGGCGAGGUCUUGAAAGGAAUUCCCGCCGGGAGGAGGUUAGGAAAAGAGGGGGAGGGGGGCACGACCGUUCUUGCAACUUUGCAACGUUGAGCAUGCUGUCGAGUGUGUUUUCUGUGUGUGAUUGGCACUCCCAAAGGCCGAGAGAAAAGAAGAAAGGGACAAAUCGUACCGCCAGAAGAGGGAGAAAGAGAGGUCUUGCCUUUUUUGUACUUAUACUCGGUGCGUGAAAGAGAGGGGGAGAGUGAGUCAGUGACAAUAAAAUCCCAGAAGCCAGGGCGGAGUUAGCAUGGUCCAAAUACGUGCAUUUGAUCC
Molecule: messenger RNA, 2144 nt
Organism: Cryphonectria parasitica EP155
Lineage: Eukaryota; Fungi; Ascomycota; Sordariomycetes; Diaporthales; Cryphonectriaceae
Product: DUF1900-domain-containing protein
Exons: 7
Coding region: 1-1845 (614 amino acids)
Biological process (GO): actin filament organization
Molecular function (GO): actin filament binding
Source: RefSeq, a predicted model, not a curated record